GGCCCUGCCAUGUGGAAGCCCCGCCACGUGCUUGAGGUUCUCCACCCUGUGGUCCAUGGACCAAGAGGGUUGUGCUGAGGAAAGCAAGAUUGGUUCAAUUUGCUAGAACUGCCUAUUAAAAUUGCAGCAGGUUUCCAAAGCAGCAGAUAAAAAACUGCAUCUGCAAGCUCCGUUCCCUGGUGUUGCCCAGGCUUGGUUGCUCCUGCUGACCAGCCUGCUGAGGCUUGGAUGGAGUCCCACGCUCAGCCCUGCCCCAUAAAGGGGAGUUACUACUCCAGCAGCACGUUCUUGAUUAGCGCCUUCCAGGACAGCACGUGUCAGAGAAACAGCUACAGAACCCUUCUCCCAUCCAGUGCAUCCAGCUCUGUGCCCGUCAUCACCUCAGUGGUGUUGAAAGUAAUUGGAGAUUAGGCAUCUCCACGCCCUUGGAAAUCUACCUCCUGCUAAAGUGACUGCAAACCUCUGUGCCCUUGGAGUGCUUUGAGUCGUAUUCUGGCCAUCUAAGGGGGUGCUGAGUGGGAGGUGAGCCCCUCCAACACCUGGCAAACUCCACACAUCCCUACGGGUACCAGGGCAUUGAAGACAGCGGGGAACUGGCGGAGUUACAAAAGUGGGUCAACUCACCUGUGAAGUAUUCUGGGUCAGGUACUAAGAAGCAAAUAAGCUCUUUAUGUUGCCUAAAUUACAAGUGGGUAAACUUCGUGUACUGGGAUUUAUCCCUGACUACCCUGCUAAAGGAAUGUGCUCCAAAAUGGCUCAUGCUGAAGAGGACACGGUCAAGCACCUUUGGUGGAGGAAACUAAGUCAGCAGCCCCCAAAUGGUCUGGUGUUAAUGGAUUUAAUGCUUCCCCUCCCCUACCUGGUGCAGUAACUUUUCUCUAGGGACAAAGCUUAAGAAAGAAUCAGCCAAGCCCUUGUGUAGCUUGUGGUUUGGCUUCCUGCCCGCUCUGCCCUUCAAGCAGGAAAUUCUCAAAGGGAAGGGAGUGCUUUGUGAAGCUACCUUAAGACUCUGCCACUUCUCUUGUAGUCAGAACUUAACAUCAGGUCAUCUGGAACUCCUGGAAGCUGACCAGACAGACUGAUGGCGCCUACAGAAGACAUUUAAGCAACUUCUCUACCUUGAUCAUUUUCCCUCAUCUUUUGUCCUUUACGUCCUUGAUUGCUGUUAUUCAGACCUGAGAUAAUACACUCCUGAUAUCACUGAGAUGGGAGAGACAAGCAAGGAGGAAGAGAUCAAAGGAAGGAGAAGAAAGAGAAGAUGCCAAAGGCAGAAGAAGAAAGAAGGAAGAUGCCAAAUACUUCCUUGAUUUACCUACUUUACAUACCCGGCACACAAAGUUUCAGAAAUUCUUAAUGUACUUAAUUUCCAGAGUUCUGGGUUUGCCACGUAAUCACCAGACAGCAGGAGACUGUCAGCAGGGGCCAUGGGCAUCCUCUUUUCCACCAGCAGAGGAAGUAGCUUGAAAGCUGGAUCCAGAAAGCCCAGGAGGCCCUUGGCACCUGUGAGCGUUGGCCGGACUUGAAAAGAAACCCGGCAGCACAAACUGGGAGACGAGUACGGCUAAAAUAUCUUUCUGCUUCCCUCUGCCGGCCAGAAAACAGCAGUACCUAUGUAAUUCCUGCAAAACAGGGAAGGGUCGGGGUGAAGAACAGCAAAAGAUAAGAGGGGUCAUCUUGCACUGUCACUACACAAGCAUUAACUCAACUGAUUUCUUUGAAUUUGCUCCUGAAUUUCAGAAAUGCAAUGUACGUGUGUCCUGGAGAGCUCAAGAAGAUUGGAAAUGGGGUCAAAUACAGUGUCACCUUGGAGGAUUAUAACCUUGCUGCCACACUGACUGGCUGGAAAUAUUGGCUUAUCUACACUUCUGCCUGUGGUGCCUACCCUAUCUUGGUGUAGUCUGGUGGAGAAAGAAAAGCAGCAGAAAGGCUACAGAGAAAUUUUUUUGUGCUUCACUGAAGUAAUUGUUGCUUGUCCAAGGCAAACAGGAUGGAUGGGAAGAAGUGGUACCAAGUCUCAGAUAAGGCAGUUCCAGUAGAGUCCAUAUUUCUUCUCUAAAGAGAAGUUCCAGCAUCAAAGAGGCUGAAAAGCAAACACUCCAACCAACCAAAAUGGAAGGAGGCAACAGUCCAAAUCUCCAACUUCAGCAGCUCCCAUUGGCCACAGCAGCAGUUUCUGUGCAGCCACACACCGACUCCUUUUCUUACAAGGAGAACUUGAUUGGUGCGUUACUAGCUAUUUUUGGGCAUCUUGUUAUCAGUAUUGCACUCAACCUCCAGAAAUACAGCCACAUCCGGCUGGCAGGUUCCAAAGACCCCCGAGCCUACUUCAAAACCAAGACGUGGUGGUGUGGACUGUUCCUGCUGGUGCUGGGUGAACUGGGAGUGUUUUCCUCUUAUGCCUUUGCUCCUCUUUCACUGAUUGUGCCGCUCAGUGCAGUGUCUGUCAUAGCUAGUGCAAUCAUUGGAAUUAUAUUUAUUAAAGAAAAAUGGAAGCCCAAGGAUUUUUUGAGGCGCUACGUUUUGUCCUUUGUAGGCUGUGGUUUGGCAAUUGUUGGAACUUAUCUGCUGAUAACAUUUGGACCUAAUAGUCAUGAGAAGAUGACAGGAGAAAAUAUCACUAGGCAUUUAGUGAGCUGGCCAUUUCUGCUGUAUAUGCUUGUGGAGAUCAUCGUAUUCUGCCUGCUACUAUAUUUUUAUAAGGAGAAAAAUGCAAACUACAUUGUAGUUAUUCUUCUGCUGGUAGCUUUGCUGGGUUCCAUGACUGUUGUGACGGUGAAGGCUGUGGCAGGAAUGAUUGUUGUCUCCAUACAAGGAAACCUGCAACUCGACUACCCUAUAUUUUAUAUCAUGUUGGUGUGCAUGAUUGCUACAGCCAUCUAUCAGGCAACGUUUUUAGCUCAAGCCUCCCAGCUGUAUGACUCAUCUCAGAUUGCCAGCAUCGGCUACAUCCUGUCCACCACAGCAGCAAUCACUGCAGGAGCAACUUUUUACUUGGACUUCACCGGUGAAGAUGUUCUCCAUAUAUGUAUGUUUGCACUUGGGUGCCUCAUAGCAUUUCUAGGUGUCUUCCUGAUCACGAGAAAUAGGAAGAAAUCCGUACCAUUUGAACCUUACAUAUCAAUGGAUGCUAUGCCAGGCAUGCAGAACAUGCACGAUAAAGGGAUUGCAGUUCAGCCUGACCUCAAAGCUUCUUUUUCCUACGGUGCCCUAGAGAACAACGACAACAUGCCGGAAAUCUAUACUCCAGCCACAUUGCCCAUCGUGCAGGAGCAACACGGUUCCAAAGGAGUUUCUGCUCCACCCUACCGAGUGCUGGAGCACAGCAAAAAGGAGUGAGUGACCUUUAAAGGAGCUGAUUUGAAUUGUCAGAAGUAUGACCUUUUAUUUAUUUACCCAUUAAAAUACAAGCAAGUGUAAAGCCAACCUUGAUAGCGUUUAAAGCUCGUCUCAAACUUAACUUUCAAGGCUGAUUAUUAAAAUAAACAAUCCUCUGUCGUUGUGAAGUUGAAAGCAUUCCUCUUAGCAAGAAGUAAAUCCCAGUUCUCCGUUGAAGGCUGCUGUCUGGAAGCAUGAAAUGGUGAGGGCAGAAUCAUGGCAGUGUGAAACCCAUGAGAUGGCAGAUGCUGGGAGAACUCAGAGCUGUGGGAAGAGAAGUGACUGUGCAAUUUUUAGUCCUGCUGGGAGUGGGUUUGUCUCCAACUAGAAGUUUUCAGGAGUUUCUCACAGAGAGGGGAGGGCAGGAUUUAAUCUUUAAUAUAUAGAGGCUGUGAGGGAUUUCCAGAGAAGUUGUAAAUGCUCACGUCUCUAGCGUGACCACCAAAUUACCUUAACAUGGCAAUAAAAUGUAAUUGUUUUCAGCACGAA
Messenger RNA from Calidris pugnax (ruff), 3864 nucleotides. It is a transcript of the gene NIPAL3, whose product is annotated as NIPA-like domain containing 3. Gene Ontology annotation, biological process: magnesium ion transport. The transcript is spliced from 12 exons. Gene Ontology annotation, molecular function: magnesium ion transmembrane transporter activity. Gene Ontology annotation, cellular component: membrane. The record is from RefSeq and is a predicted model, not a curated record. Lineage: Eukaryota; Metazoa; Chordata; Aves; Charadriiformes; Scolopacidae. The coding region runs from base 2110 to 3336 and encodes 408 amino acids.